GCGGCGGCGGCAUCAUCAUCCCGACCAAACGACAGCAGCCGCAAUACUGAACAGAACUGCUCACAUCCUCUGUUCAACGCAUUAUCCAUGCAGUUCCUGUCAUUGGAUUGCUAUUUAUAGCCAGGGGUUAUGUGGGGAGCACCGCUGGCACAGCGUUGCGGUGUGGCUUGUUUUGUUAGACAGAAAACGAUACCCGGUGAUCUCCUUCGCUCGAUGGGAAGAAUUCAAUGUGUGACGCUCUGAAGGAAAUUCAUGUUCUCCUCUCAUUGCUGUCCCACACACUCAGGAACAUCAAUUGAGUUAUUCUAGUGCUGGUGUCCUGGAUUCAUUUGUGUUAACACCAAAGGAAAUGUCUAGUUAGCUGACGCACAGCCAUGAUGAAAUCGGGCGCCACGAAGGUGGGGCUGCCCAAGUCGGGACUCCAGGAGCGGACCAAGCCAGCCUCCAUGGCCCCAUCUUCCUCCACCACCACCUCCACAGCCAUGAAGACCUCCAGAUCCUCUAAUACGCUGGCCUCAGACCAACGCCACAGCCGGCUGAAAAGAGCCAGCAGCGAUGAUGCCUUGACAAAGCCUACCCUGGGAGCUGCUGCCUCUGGCUCCCGGAUGAAGAAGACUGUGACCACUGGAGCCAUCUCAGAUCUCACGGAGGCCCGCCCUCGCAGCCUGUCUGGUGCACAAGUGGCCAAGAAGUCUGGUAUCCCAGCUCCUAGAGAGAUCCCUUCUUCCAUAACAAGAGACCGCAUCUCUCUAAGGGACCAGCUUAGGAGCUCUACCACUAAGAGGAUGGUUUCUAGUGCCAGCACUUCCAGCCUCUCCACCCUGGCAAAGCAGACACGCAGUUCAACUAAGUCCCGUGGAGAUGCAGAGGGCCAAGAAAGGGGCCUUCUGGAGUGCCAGGUGAAAGAGCUGCUGGCUGAGGCCAAGACCAAAGACUUGGAGAUCAGCAAUCUCAGGAUGGAGUUGCAGUGUUGCAAAGGUAAAGCCUCCACUGCUUCCUCACCCAACUCUGUCUCAUGGGAAGAGCCUGCAGAAGAUCCAGAGCAGGGACAGGUGGCGGAGGCCCUUGUGCUGGUUGGGGAGCUGAGGGCGAAGAACGGGAAGUUCCAGAGAGAGCUGGCCGCGCUUAGGGAGGAGAACCAGGCACUGAAGGAAAAGCUGCUUCGCGUGGAGGCCUCUCCUCUCUCUAGUACAAACUCAAGCACCUCCUCCAAGCCUCUGGUAAAUGGCCUGUCCUCAGACUCCAACUCCUUAAGUCCACAACAGGACAGUCUGCCCUGUACUGCCAGUCCUCUCAAAACCUCUGUCUCUUCCUGUUCUGACAUCACCAAGGACUCACCAUCACCCGACUCAUCCGAGUUUGAGAAGAUCCCGUCUCUUUCAGAAUCAGUGAGCAGCGGUGUCAGUGGGGAAGUCGUCAUAGUGGAGGCAGUAACUAAUGCAGGAGAGCAGGAUGUGUCAGUGCAGAACCUGAGAGAACAGAUUCACAAGAUGGAGGAGAGCCACCACAGCACGGCUGAGGAGCUGCAGGCAACUCUGCAGGAGCUGGCAGACCAGCAGCAAGUGGUGCAGGAGCUGACGGCUGAGAACGAGCGUCUGGCCGAGGAGAAGCGCCUCCUGCAGACCUCACUUCAACAACAGAGAGAGCGCCUGGAGAUGCUGGCCCAGAAGAAUGAGAUGCUCGCUGGCCGAUUCCAGGAGCAAGCCCAAGCUCAGGCCCAGAGGGAGGAGGAGCUGGGUAGCCAAGGGCCUCGGCUGGCCGAGCUGGAGCAAAGGUAUGCCGAGCUGGUUGAGAGCUCGCGCUUCGAACGGGAGAAGCUGGUGGACAUCCAGCAGCAGCUGACUGGCAGCCUUCGGGCUCUGGAGGAGGAGAACCAGGAGGCCCAGGGCCAGGUGCGCUGCCUCAGAGAGGAGAUGGAGAGGCUGCAGGCCCAGCGGGACAGAGAGCUAGAGGCCGGAGGUCAGGCAGCACAGGCCGCAGAGGAGCAGAGAGCGACAGCAGACGGUCUCCGACUGGAAAACAGUCGGCUUAAAGCGCAAGUGGACAUUGAGAGGCAAAAGGUUGGUGAGUUGAAGGCCAUGCAGAGUGCCAGUGACGGCUCUGAGGUGCAGAACUUGCUGAAAACAGCCCACGCUGAGAGAGACAGGCUGGAGGUGGAGCUGACAGAGCUGAGGCAGGAGCUGCUGCAGGCCCAGGCCGAGACUGAGCAUGUGCGAUCCACAAUGACCAAGGUGGAGGCCAAAUGCCAGCAGGUUCAGGAGCGAGCUGAGAUGAGGGAGCAGGAUCUCAGUAGCCGGGUGACUUCGCUGGAGGACGCCGGGAUCCAUACUGAGAGCCAGGUGAAGGAACUGAAGGAGACCAUCUUUGAGCUGGAGGACCAGGUGGAGCAGCAGAGGGCCGUCAACUGCCACACCAACCAAGCCGUGCUGGAUAUGGAGAAUCUUGUCAAAAAGCUGGAGGAGCAGAAAGCUGAAGCAGACCGACAACUGAAACUCUUGAGUAGACGGAUUAAGGACGAAAAAGAAGAGUGGCGUCGGUUCCAGGCGGACCUCCAGACGGCGGUGGUGGUGGCAAAUGACAUCAAGGUGGAGGCUCAGCAAGAGCUGCGUACACUCAGGAGGCAGCUGCAGGAGGAACAGGCCCGCAGUGCAAAGCUUUCGACAGACCUCGAAGCCCUGCAGGGUGUCAGGUCCCAAGGUGAUGAGGUGAGGGUGUCCGACUCCGACAUCAACCGUCAUUGGUGCGGCAUCUCCAUGAUCCCGACCACAACCUCCGACGCAGGUGGAGAUGCCGACUCAGAGCCCGAAGCUACUGUCAAAUUCCUCAUUAAGUCCUUUGAUACUGUUGGACAGAAUGGAGCAGGCCACACAGUUCAGAUGCAUUCCUCUCCAAGAACACCGCUGAGUGGGAUCCCCGUACGCACUGCACCUGCUGCUGCUGUCUCCCCCGUCCAGAGACACACGUACAUAAAGCCGCUGUCAAAGACACUAGAAAAAAGAAUCAACCACGGAGAAUUCUCUCAUCAUCAUGAGAAGUUGUCGGGCUGCGGUGAAGACCUGAAACCUAACCGCCUGAUGAGGAAGAGCCCUUCUCUGGAGUCUGUAAUCAAACCCCCCGCCUCCCUCAGCAGCCGCACAGCAUCCUUUAGCUGCAACCGAGGCAACAGCAAACUUAGUGUGGAAAGAAAGGACCCCUUGGCUGCACUGGCGCGGGAGUACGGAGGAUCUAAGAGAAACGCUCUACUGAAGUGGUGCCAGAAGAAAACAGAAGGCUAUUCGAAUAUUGACGUGACCAACUUCAGCAGCAGUUGGAGUGACGGCUUGGCUUUCUGUGCCCUCUUGCACACAUAUCUACCUGCCCACAUCCCCUACCAUGAACUCAUCAGUCAAGAUAAGGACCGGAAUCUGACCCUGGCUUUCCAGGCCGCCGGGAGCAUUGGGAUCAAACCCUCUCUGGACAUGGAGGAGCUGAUGAAGACGGACAGGCCGGACUGGCAGAGCGUCAUGCAGUACGUCUCUCAGAUCUACAAGUACUUUGAGACCUGACGGGGGAAGAGGAGCUGGAGACCGACGAACCACAUUUACCUUCCAGGCAGACCGAACGCUGCCACCUGGACGCUUCUCCUGCUCACUGCUCCACGCCAGGGACGUGACGGAGGAAUGUGAGAACGGAGCUGCUCGUUGUCUGGUUUCUCAGCGGGACACAUCUACAACGACUGCAGUGAGGAAACGCAUCACCUCUUAUACGAGCUUCAAGAGUCAACCGGGCAUCUGAUUCACAAACAAACGGACUAACACAAUACUUCUCGAGCCCUGUGGCAGCAUGACUGAGAGAAGAUUCAGAUUGGAUUUUGUAUUUAUUUUUUUGUAUACCUCUCUCUUGACUUUGAAAGAAUUGACAAAAUGACAUCAGUAGAAAAGAUAUUUUUCCCUUAUUUGCUAAUUAUCAGUGUUGUUUGUGAAUCAAAUGCUCGGGUUGUGGUUGUUUUCAACAUAUGACAAAUCUUCCUCCACACCAGUUGUUCGAGAGCGUCUCUGCGUGGUGGACGCGUCGCCGCCUGUGUGUGGGGCAACAUGCGGGAGAGGCCGCGUGGAACCAAACUUUGGGUCCACUUUGUUCCGUUGGCUGAAAUGUUGCUUUUUCUCAUACGAAGGGCUUAUUGUGAACUAGCUGGAGUUGUACUUUGCAGAGCAGAGAGUAUUUUUGAACUGACGCGUUUGAGUAGAAUUGAAGCCUUUAUAUUUUUCAUCUUUGAUUGUGUGCAGAAUAGAAAUCAAACAAACCGCAGCUGCCACCUGUGGUGAGAGACUAAAUAUGAUUCAAGGGUUGGUAGAAUCGCCCUCCUGUGUUUUCUUCACGUGUUCCAUCAAGACUGUCUCAACAACUAUGGUACUGCAGCUGCUUGGCAAAAUAUACAUAUUUGGCAUUGCCAUGUUAAAUUAUGACGAAAAUGAGGACUUUUACAUGUCAGAGAAGAGCCACGGCGCCUCCUCUGUGGUUUGACGAAGAUGAGCCUCCAAUUGUAUUUGGGAAGAUUAAAAGUGUUAUUUAUUUAUUUACAGGACUUGCAUCCUGAAAAGUGAGAUUGUGGAUAGUUUUCUAUUCACGGAUGUCAGAUUUGGAGGCCUGGUGGAUGGAUAUUGCUCAAUAAAGGAUUUUCAAGUUUUAUAUUCAAUUAUUCAUUUUUAAAAAAAUGUUAUGUUAUGUUUUGACACAAAGAUGCUGAGUUGAAGCACUCCCAGCUGUGUGCAUAUUACUGUUAGACUGCUUUUCCACUGUUCCCACUAAAGCUUUGUGCCAGGGUUGUGAAACAUUCGGGCACGUGGGACCACUGACUGGAAAAGUGUUGCCUGCUUCCCACAUCACACCUUUUCUACAGCAGGUAAUACAUAAUGGAAAUAUCUUCACACAAUAAAAUGGGUUUGCCAUUGCCAUUAAAACAAACUUGGUCUGGCUCUCAGGAAUAUUGUGUGCAUUUUCCUCUCUUUAAAACUGAUAUCCAUAUAUUACCUUUGCUCUGAUCUCAUGUGUUUGCGUCAGCCAAAAGCGAAAGCUAAACAAUAAUCUGCAAACAUUAAAA
Messenger RNA from Cyclopterus lumpus (lumpfish), 5080 nucleotides. It is a transcript of the gene specc1, whose product is annotated as sperm antigen with calponin homology and coiled-coil domains 1. The record is from RefSeq and is a predicted model, not a curated record. Bases 375 to 3545 code for a protein of 1056 amino acids. Gene Ontology annotation, cellular component: microtubule organizing center; filamentous actin. Lineage: Eukaryota; Metazoa; Chordata; Actinopteri; Perciformes; Cyclopteridae. Gene Ontology annotation, molecular function: protein binding. Gene Ontology annotation, biological process: actin cytoskeleton organization. The transcript is spliced from 16 exons.